AGUGUAAUGAGUGUAGCAAGACCUUCAGUCAGGUGUCAUCCCUGAAAUGCCAUCGUAGUCUUCAUACUGGAGAGAAAGCUUACAAGUGUAAUGAGUGUGGCAAGACCUUCAGUCAUUCAUCAUCCCUUUUAGUUCAUCGCAGAAUUCAUACAGGAGAGAAACCUUACAAGUGUAAUGAGUGUUGCAAGACUUUCAUUCAAAAGGUAUCCCUUAUAAGGCAUCGUAGACUUCAUACUGCAGAAAAACUUUAGAAAUGCAAUGAGUGUGGCAAGACCUUCAGUCAGAUGUCAUCUCUUGUAGUCUAUUGUAAACUUCAUACUGGAGAGGAAACCUUAGAAGUGUAAUGAGGGUAGCAAGAUCUUCACUCAUAAUUCAGACCUUAUAAUUCAUAAGGCAAUUCAUUCUGGAGAUAAACUGACAAGUGUAAUGAGUGUGGCAAGGUUUGUGAUUAACACAGCUUGCACAACAUUAGAGAGUUCAUACUCGAGAGAAACCUUGCAAAUGUAAUGAGUGUGGCAAAGCCUUUGGUGUGCAGUCAACACUUAUCCACCAUCAAGCGAUCCAUGGUAUAGGGAAACUUAAUGUAACGAUUCUCACAAUGUUUUCAGUAGUUACAACCAUUGCAAAUUAUUAGAGAAUCCAUAAUAAAGAGACAUCUUAGUCCCUUGGCAAGCCCUCAUUUCACCAGGCCCCCGGCUUGGGGCGCCUUCCUCCCCCAUGGCGGGACACCUGGCUUCGGAUUUUGCCUUCUCGCCCCCUCCAGGUGGUGGAGGUGAUGGGCCAGGGGGGCCGGAGACGGGCUGGGUUGAUCCUCGGACCUGGCUAAGCUUCCAGGGCCCUCCUGGAGGGCCAGGAAUCGGGCCAGGGGUUAGGCCAGGCUCUGAGGUGUGGGGGAUUCCCCCGUGCCCCCCACCGUAUGAGUUGUGUGGGGGGAUGGCAUACUGUGGGCCUCAGGUUGGAGUGGGGCUAGUACCCCAAGGCGGCUUGGAGACCUCUCAGCCUGAGGGCGAAGCAGGAGCCGGGGUGGAGAGCAACUCCGAGGGGGCCUCCCCGGAGCCCUGCACCAUCCCCCCUGGUGCCGUGAAGCUGGAGAAGGAGAAGCUGGAACAAAACCCGGAGGAGUCCCAAGACAUCAAAGCUCUGCAGAAAGAACUCGAGCAAUUUGCCAAGCUCCUAAAGCAGAAGAGGAUCACUCUGGGAUAUACACAGGCCGAUGUGGGGCUCACCCUGGGGGUUCUGUUUGGAAAGGUGUUCAGCCAAACGACCAUCUGCCGCUUUAAGGCUCUGCAGCUUAGCUUCAAGAACAUGUGUAAGCUGCGGCCUUUACUGCAGAAGUGGGUGGAGGAAGCAGAUAACAAUGAAAAUCUUCAGGAGAUAUGCAAAGCAGAAACCCUCGUGCAGGCCCGAAAGAGAAAGCGAACCAGUAUCGAGAACCGAGUGAGAGGCAACCUGGAGAAUUUGUUCCUGCAGUGCCCGAAACCCACACUUCAGCAGAUCAGCCACAUCGCCCAGCAGCUUGGGCUUGAGAAGGAUGUGGUCCGUGUGUGGUUCUGUAACCGGCGCCAGAAGGGCAAGCGAUCAAGCAGUGACUAUGCACAACGAGAGGAUUUUGAGGCUGCUGGGUCUCCUUUCUCAGGGGGACCAGUGUCCUUUCCUCUGGCCCCAGGGCCCCAUUUUGGUACCCCAGGCUAUGGGAGCCCUCAUUUUACUGCACUGUACUCCUGGGUCCCUUUCCCUGAGGGGGAAGCCUUCCCCCCUGUCUCUGUCCCCACUCUGGGCUCUCCCAUGCAUUCCAACUGAGGUGCCUGUCCUAGGAAUGGGGGACAGGGAGAGAGGAGAAGCUAGGGAAGGAGAACCUGGAGUUUGUGCCAGGGCUUUUAGGAUUAAGUUCUUCAUUCACUAAGGAAGGGAUUGGGAACACAAAGGGUGAGGGCAGGGGAGUUUGGGGCAACUGGUUAAAGGGAAGGUGAAGUUCAAUGAUGCUCUUGAUUUUAAUCCCCACAUGUAUCACUUUUUUCUUAAAUAAAGAAGCCUGGGACACAG
Cebus imitator (Panamanian white-faced capuchin) is the source of this 2043-nucleotide messenger RNA. RefSeq names its product POU domain, class 5, transcription factor 1-like. NCBI's taxonomy places the organism in Eukaryota, Metazoa, Chordata, Mammalia, Primates, Cebidae. Gene Ontology annotation, biological process: regulation of transcription by RNA polymerase II. The record is from RefSeq and is a predicted model, not a curated record. The transcript has 2 exons. The coding region runs from base 718 to 1800 and encodes 360 amino acids. Gene Ontology annotation, molecular function: RNA polymerase II cis-regulatory region sequence-specific DNA binding; DNA-binding transcription factor activity, RNA polymerase II-specific.